AAUCUGAAAUUUUCUAUUGAGUUGUGUUUUGAAAAGUAAAAGGGUUGGCUUAUUUUCAACGUUUGGAUUUGUCUUGUGGUACGUAACAAAGCUCAGCCUCACCACCUUCUUCAUGUCUAUAAAAGGAUAUGCCUCUGUUUAUACUUUCCCUCACAACUUAAAUUAUUCUUAAGCUUAAUUGUACUAUAACAUAAUUAAGUUUGUAACAAUGGCGGCUUCUUUUAAAGCUAUUAUUUCUUUGGUACUGUGUUUGAUGAUGGCUGUGUCUGUGAGAUCUCAGCUUAGCUCCACCUUCUACGACACUACAUGUCCUAACGUAUCAAGCAUUGUGCGUGGUGUUAUGCAGCAAGCUCUUCAAAGUGACGAUAGAGCUGGUGCCAAAAUCAUCCGUCUCCAUUUUCAUGAUUGUUUCGUCGACGGUUGUGAUGGGUCGGUGCUACUCGAGGACCAAGAUGGUAUAACGAGUGAGUUGGGUGCACCGGGAAACGGAGGCAUCACGGGUUUCAAUAUUGUUGAUGACAUCAAAACUGCAGUUGAGAAUGUUUGUCCAGGAGUCGUUUCAUGUGCUGACAUUCUAGCCAUUGCUUCGAGAGAUGCAGUCACCUUGGCAUCAGGACAGGGUUGGACGGUUCAAUUGGGAAGAAGAGACAGUAGAACAGCAAAUCUGCAAGGAGCCACGAAUAGGCUCCCAAGUCCUUUUGAGAGUCUCUCCGAAAUCCAAACCAAAUUUACCGAUGUUGGUCUUAACGACGGUACCGAUGUCGUUGCUCUAUCAGGUGCACACACAUUUGGACGUUCAAGAUGCAUGUUUUUCAGUGGACGCCUAAGCAAUAAUACAAACGCAGACUCACCCAUAGACCCAACAUACGCGAGUGAGUUGAGCCAAAGUUGUCAAUCAGGGGGAAACACAUUUGUGAAUCUAGACCCAACGACGCCAAACACAUUCGACAGAAACUACUUUACAAAUCUUCAGAACAACCGAGGACUUUUGAGAAGUGACCAAGUUCUGUUUUCUACUGAUGGAGCUUCAACUAUCAGUAUUGUCAACAGCUUUGCCAGCAGCGAGAGUGCAUUUGCCGACGCCUUCGCUCAAUCAAUGAUAAGGAUGGGAGAUCUCGACCCUAAGACUGGGACCACCGGAGAAAUCAGGACCAAUUGUAGAAGACUCAAUUAAGAUAAUAAUUAUAAACCGACCACGUCGUCGUAUAAUGAUUUCAUACACCAAAUUAAAGUGUAUUUAUAUAUUGUUAUGUGUGUGUGUGUGAGUUGGCCAUAUCAUAUCAUAUGGUCAAACUCAAAGUAAGAAUAUGUUGAAUAAUUGUAAAGCGCGUGCGAGAGCCUAAAUUGCUUGCACAAAGCUUCCAUUGGGAGAGUUGAUAUAUUGUUUAGUGUUUUUGGAGAAAAGAAUACAAAUGUGAUUUUAUA
Messenger RNA from Cucumis melo (muskmelon), 1425 nucleotides. Its product is annotated as peroxidase 2-like. The transcript has 4 exons. Gene Ontology annotation, molecular function: peroxidase activity; heme binding. Lineage: Eukaryota; Viridiplantae; Streptophyta; Magnoliopsida; Cucurbitales; Cucurbitaceae. Gene Ontology annotation, biological process: response to oxidative stress; hydrogen peroxide catabolic process. The coding region runs from base 209 to 1174 and encodes 321 amino acids. The record is from RefSeq and is a predicted model, not a curated record.